Molecule: messenger RNA, 593 nt
Organism: Peromyscus leucopus (white-footed mouse)
Lineage: Eukaryota; Metazoa; Chordata; Mammalia; Rodentia; Cricetidae
Product: phospholipase A2-like
Exons: 5
Coding region: 180-593 (137 amino acids)
Biological process (GO): lipid catabolic process; phospholipid metabolic process; positive regulation of fibroblast proliferation
Molecular function (GO): phospholipid binding; calcium ion binding; signaling receptor binding
Source: RefSeq, a predicted model, not a curated record
UGACUCAGGCUCUGUCACCAUCAACAGCAGCUCCGCCCAUCGGGACUGUGUGUGAGGGUGCACAUAUUCUAUUUCUGUGCUACACACAGGAGUCACAGGCCCCGUGUGCUGACUGGACACUGUCAGAGCACAUCUACAGGACUCUAAAGAGAAGUCACUGAGUCCUCCCCUCACUCAGGAUGAAACUCCUUCUGCUGGUCGCUCUGCUCACAGGUGCUACCACAUCCCGAAUCAGCACUCGGGCUGAGUGGAAGUUUGACAAUCUAUUCCAGUGCACCCUUCCUGGGAUCUUAUUUUACCCGGCAUACGAUUACUAUGGCUGCUGCUGUAACAUUUUCUGCACUAACAAUCGGGUGAAAGACAGGUGCUGUCAGACACGUGACAACUGCCUUGCUCAGGUCAAGAAGCUGGAAAGUUGCAAAUUCCUCAUAGACGACCCCCAAAGAAGCUUGUACACAUACUUGUGCUCUGGGAAUAAGGUCACCUGCAGUGAGGAAAACAGUACCUGUGAGGAUUUGAUCUGCAACUGUGACCGCCAGGCUGCCAUCUGCUUCUCCAAGGAGAAUGAAGGACAGACAGCUGCCACACUGUGA